UCACUGGGGACUGGGGUUGUCCAAAUCUCCAGUCAAGUUUAAAUCACACAGAGCUCCACUGACUCUCAGUUUGCAUCCUCCUCUCCUCUCCUGUGCGUCCUCUCUAAGCUCGCCUCCGUCUUUCUCCUCCUCUCCGGUCCAUCUGCCGGCCGCUCUCCCAGCCAACCUCGUGAGGGGCUCCUGCUAGGCGUCUUCCGCCGAACAUCUGCAGCGACUUUUUCGCCUAAAAGAAAUACAAACUUCGUUUGUUUUCCUUCCCGAGGCUUGCGAGAAGCUGAGAGCCAACCGUCGCCAUGGAGGCCAUCAAGAAGAAGAUGCAGAUGCUGAAGUUGGACAAGGAGAAUGCCAUUGACAGGGCAGAGCAGGCUGAGUCCGACCAGAAGGCGGCAGAAGACAAGUGCAAGCAGCUGGAGGACGAGCUGCUGGCUCUGCAGAAGAAGCUGAAGGGAACGGAGGAUGAGCUGGACAAGUACUCGGAGGCCCUGAAGGACGCUCAGGAGAAGUUGGAACUGUCGGAGAAGAAGGCCACAGAUGCCGAGGGCGAGGUGGCAUCUUUGAACCGCAGGAUCCAGCUGGUGGAGGAGGAGCUGGACCGGGCUCAGGAGAGACUGGCCACGGCCCUGCAGAAGCUGGAGGACGCUGAGAAGGCUGCAGAUGAGAGUGAAAGGGGCAUGAAGGUGAUUGAGAACAGAGCCAUGAAAGAUGAGGAGAAGAUGGAGAUUCAGGAGAUGCAGCUCAAAGAGGCCAAGCACAUCGCAGAGGAGGCCGACCGCAAAUACGAGGAGGUCGCCCGUAAACUGGUCAUCCUUGAGGGCGAGCUGGAGAGGGCAGAGGAGAGGGCAGAGAUUGCAGAACUUAAGUGUGGUGACCUGGAAGAGGAGCUGAAGAACGUCACCAACAACCUCAAGUCUCUAGAGGCUCAGUCUGAUAAGUACUCCGAGAAGGAAGACAAAUACGAGGAGGAGAUCAAGGUCCUGAACGACCGACUCAAAGAGGCGGAGACCCGUGCGGAAUUUGCAGAAAGGACAGUGGCUAAGCUGGAAAAGACCAUAGACGACUUAGAAGAGAAGCUAUCAAGCGCUAAAGAGGAAAACGUAGGAAUGCACCAAGUCCUGGACCAAACACUGCAGGAGCUCAAUAGCUUGUAAAAAAGCCAAGAAGAACAUCAAGCAAUAAAUAAAUAAAUAAAAAAAAAACUUCUUCUGUAAAAGAUAUUUUCUACAUGCCAUCCAUUCUCUGUAAUUUCACUCCUUGUUAAACACAUGUAGCCCCCCUUUUUGUAUUUAUGGUUCUAUUGUUUCUCUACCUUUUUGGGAAAAAAAAAAUGGUUUUGGGUCCAAACGAUUGUUGAUCCGUGAUAAAUUGUGUUGUAGACCAAACUCGAGAGCACAAAUAAAACGAUGACGACGACA
Molecule: messenger RNA, 1412 nt
Organism: Mugil cephalus (flathead mullet)
Lineage: Eukaryota; Metazoa; Chordata; Actinopteri; Mugiliformes; Mugilidae
Gene: tpm4b
Product: tropomyosin 4b
Exons: 9
Coding region: 294-1148 (284 amino acids)
Biological process (GO): actin filament organization; muscle contraction
Cellular component (GO): actin filament
Molecular function (GO): actin filament binding
Source: RefSeq, a predicted model, not a curated record